CUCGCCCUUCGUCCCCCCAUCAUAAGAAAUCUAGCACACAACGUGUCGCCACAUUCGCGAUAUAUAACCACCGUGAGCUAGCUGGGCACUGCAAGUUCGAUCACCACGCGCACACCCACGCCACACCACGCCACGCCACUACACACGCGCACUCUGUCUUGGCCGCAACAGAGUGUCUCUGUCUCUGCCCCCAGACCGCGCGAUGCCAGCCUCCUCCUGGUUCCACAAGCUCAGGGGGAGAAGCAGAGGGAAGGGCAAGCGUUCGGCCGCGUGUCCGAGUCCCACGCGCGGCUCCUCCGCCGACGCAAUCGCAUUCAUCGCCGCCUCGGCGGAGUGGACGGGCCGACAGACAAGCCAGCACUGCCGACCACCCGCGCGCCCACCGGCGGCGUGUGCCGGCUACUCUCCCAACAGAGCCUCCUACUACUUUCCGAGCGCGGACCGGGGUGCGCUCCGGUGCAUCGCCCCGCGCGGCGCCGCAACCGACGACGGCGCGGCCUUGGACGUCCGUGUCGACGUCAUCCAUCGCCGCGCCAGCAGGCUCGGCGGGAUAAACGCGCCUCCAGCGACGCCGGAGCUCAACCUUCGGCGCAUCGUCACGAGGCCUGCCGGCAAGAACGACCCCGCGGAAAGCGUUGCCAUCAGCAGCAGCGCCAGCACCCCUACCUCGGCUGCCACGACGCCGUCCACCUGCAGGGCACGGGGGUUCCACGUGAAGCCGGCCAGCAGGCGGCGGCGGCGCGGCCACGACGACAAAAGUGCCCGGAAGGAAAAAGCAGCCGAGGACGCGGGCAGCAGGAGACGGCGGUGGCUCUACGACAGCCUGGUGGUGGUGAAGACGUCGUCGGACCCAGAGAGGGAGAUGGCGGAGAGCAUGGCGGAGAUGGUGGCGGCCAACCACAUCCGGUCAUCGGAGGACCUCGAGGAGCUGCUGACCUGCUACCUCGCUCUCAACGCCGCCGAGCAUCACCGCGCCGUCGUUGCCGCGUUCCGCCGCGUCUGGCUUCACAUCGCCGGCCAAAGAAUGCGGCACCUGCGCCACUAGUACAAGGCCACAAGCUGCCUGCACUGCAGCCGAACUACUCCUAAUCCCUAAGGGGGUGUUUGUUUCCACGAA
This is a messenger RNA of Hordeum vulgare subsp. vulgare (domesticated barley), 1117 nucleotides long. Its product is annotated as transcription repressor OFP1-like. Gene Ontology annotation, biological process: negative regulation of DNA-templated transcription. Lineage: Eukaryota; Viridiplantae; Streptophyta; Magnoliopsida; Poales; Poaceae. The coding region runs from base 203 to 1045 and encodes 280 amino acids. The transcript has a single exon. The record is from RefSeq and is a predicted model, not a curated record.